Gadus macrocephalus (Pacific cod) is the source of this 2824-nucleotide messenger RNA. RefSeq lists its product as uncharacterized. The transcript has 8 exons. NCBI's taxonomy places the organism in Eukaryota, Metazoa, Chordata, Actinopteri, Gadiformes, Gadidae. The record is from RefSeq and is a predicted model, not a curated record. Bases 1580 to 2773 code for a protein of 397 amino acids.
GGAAAAAUGAGAGAGUAUUUUCUUCAGAGUUACCAUUAUUUUCCUCUAAAAGAGUAAUUUUUACUAAUUUUGGAUUGUAAUCAUUUCCAGUGGCCACUAAAGUCGGAGGAAAAAAAUAGAGUAAAUCUUAUUGGAGUAAUAUCAAGAACACGCCCACUAAACUUUCUUAGGUUUCGUUUCUGCCGCCAUUUUCUAUCGCAGUCGAGGUGAGCGGCAGUUGUGGACGGCGUUGAGACAGGUAAGUCAGCAAACUACUAAAUUCGAUUUUAAACCAAGCCUCACUCUUGUUAGCUUCAUUUACCACAUUUAUGCUUUCACUGAGCUUAAUAUUUACUGACCAUUUUAUCGAAGGUUUACUCUGAAUUUGGUUUGUGCCCUCGGUUAGCAAGUGUGUUUUAAUUAGAUUUUUUCUAGGGAUCAGUCUAGUAUGUGUGGACUGUUUUCUCUGCUGUUCGAUUAGCAAGCACGUGUUGAGUUGACUUUUACCAGUUUGUUCUUCGGUUAGUAAGUGUUUUUUUGUGUGUGGACCGCUAGCAAACACGUGUAUUUUACUCUGAAUUGAGGCCUUUACACCGACCGUUUUAGCUAACUGACAUGUGGUAGCCUAUCGAGCCUACCUGUGCAUAGGGCUUUAGCUAAUUAUAGCAUUGUAGCUUAAGCUAAUUGUAGCAUUCAAUGCAUGACUUGUUGUGCUCUAUAUCAUCUUAGUAUCUUUAUCUUAUCAGUAAGCUUAAUAUUUACUGACCAUUUUAUCGAAGGUUUACUCUGAAUUUGGUUUGUGCCCUCGGUUAGCAAGUGUGUUUUAAUUACAUUUUCUAUGGAUCAGUCUAGUAUGUGUGGACUGUUUUCUCUGCUGUUCGAUUAGCAAGCACGUGUUGAGUUGACUUUUACCAGUUUGUUCUUCGGUUAGUAAGUGUUUUUUUGUGUGUGGACCGCUAGCAAACACGUGUAUUUUACUCUGAAUUGAGGCAUUUACACCGACCGUUUUAGCUAACUGACAUGUGGUAGCCUAUCGAGCCUACCUGUACAUAGGGCUUUAGCUAAUUGUAGCAUUGUAGCUUAAGCUAAUUGUAGGAUUCAAUGCAUGAAUUGUUGUGCUCUAUAUCAUCUUAGUAUCUUUAUCUUAUCAGUAAGCUUAAUAUUUACUGAUCAUUUUAUCGAAGGUUUACUCUGAAUUUGGUUUGUGCCCUCGGUUAGCAAGUGUGUUGUAAUUACAUUUUCUAUGGAUCAGUCUAGUAUGUGUGGACUGUUUUCUCUGCUGUUCGAUUAGCAAGCACGUGUUGAGUUGACUUUUACCAGUUUGUUCUUCGGUUAGUAAGUGUUUUUUUGUGUGGACCGCUGUAUUUUACUCUGAAUUGAGGCAUUUACACCGACCUAUCGAGUCUACCUGUAGGUAGGGCUUUUGUAAUACUCAAGCUAAUUGUAGCAUUCAGUGCAUGAAUUGUUGUGCUCUAUAUCAUCUUAGUAUCUUUCUUUUUUUCCCCAUAAAGGAUGCAUGCUGUAAGAGUGAAGUACCGAGAGCGCCAGAAAUACAUUUGUUAUGAAGGGCAACUGACCUUCAAAUCAUUUUUGGAGUGUGAUGAUUGAAAAGAUUCUGAGGGAGAAACCUGGAGGAGAGAGGAUCCUUACAGAGUAUGCUCGGAAAAAAAGCCUAACAGAUUCCAGAAGACGUGACAUGGUGAAGAUAUUGGUUGCACACAUGGCGAGUGAACAUGGGACGAGCCCUUCAAGGCGUGUUAAAGAGGACUACGCAAAGGGCAUCACUGCCUUGUUUCCAUACCUGGCCGAUCCCCAGGGCACUUUGGGCUAUGAGCAUUAUUACAAUCCAGUAGAUGGGGGUGGAUUUCUUGCAUGGAGAGUGAAAACGCUUCAAAAAGAAGCCUCGGAGGGACAACAGAAAAGAAACCCUCAGCCACUGACAGGUGGUCCAGAUUCUGGUGACAGAACCCCCUUCAGUAAGGAAAAUCAGCUAACCACAGAAACCCAGUGUUGCGAGGCCAUCGCUCUCAUGAAGCAUACAACUGAUGAAGCAAUCAUCAAGGAGAAGAUGAAACAGACCUUCAUCCAUCGCCAAGAAAUGGUUCAUGACCCAGUGAAGUCCUCUGAAAUAUUCACCACCUUUCCAAGAUUUCUUGACAUCACGGGAAUGAUAGUGCAGGAUUUCAGUCUGAUGUUUGGUGAUGACAUCUCUGCAAAGUUCCUGGAGAAGUGGCCUACUCACUACAGGCAGAAAGUCCUUGAACAAACCCGUGGCCUCACCCAGACAAGCGACCUUGAAGAUCUCCUUCAUAACGCUGAAUCCACAACAGAAGAACUGGAAGAUGGAUGGGACAGUGAGAUGUCCUCCAUCUUGCUCCUUAUCCACCUCAUGCCACCAUCACCUCAUGGCCGCAACAAGAGACCAGGAAAGCUCUCUGCCAGACAAGCCAUUGACCACCUUGUGAAAUUCAUCAAGACUGGGACCAGUAUUGAAGGGCAUCUGGACAGCAUCACAGAGAGCCGUCAACCCUAUCUACUGGCUGUGGGAACCAAGAGGAGCGCCACACACAAAUAUUUCAUUGUUAUCGACAAACAUGCAAUCCCGUGUCAGUCACCAGAUUGUCUUGCCUCUUUUGACAAGCUUUUUAAAGCUCAUUUCGUCUUCGCUACCUCGUACAACAGGGAUCUGGCCAAUGUCUACCACUUCUUGCAAACCGCAGUUUAUCAGAUUGAUACUGCUACCACCAAGGUGAAUCCCAGGGUCAAAGAGAUGAGAGCUCGGAUGCUGCACUGAUUUUGACACCUUGAGAUGUUUUGUUUUAUUUGCAAAGGCCCUCAAGCAAAU